AUGGCUACUCAAGAGAUCAUCAAAGAUUCUUCUUACUGGUAUAAUAAGUUCAUUACAUCUCCAUCAGAUGUUCGUUUUCGCAUUCAUGGAAAGCAUUAUCAACUAGAUAGAAAACUUCUGAUAGAAAAAUCACGUAAAUUUGCUAUGCUACUGAAGGAUCACAAGAAUGAAGAACUCGCAGUUCCUUUUAAGAACAUACCAGGGGACUCCACUGCCUUUGAACUUGCCAUGAAAUUUUGUCAAGGCUAUGAGCCAAACCUUACGGCCAUUAAUAUCGUCCCAGUCAUUUGUCUGGCUUUCUACCUUGAAAUGACUGAGGAGCACUGUCAGGGAAACCUAUUAGACAAGGCAUUUAACUUCUUCCACUUGAAAAUCCUUCCUCACUGGAACGAAUCUGUCAAGGCUUUUCAGACCAUGGAACACCAUUUUGAUUUUGCAAUUCAUCUCGGUUUGGUUGAUUCUUGUUUAGAAUCUUUACUUUCAAAAGCCCGUGAUAAUCCUCGCCUACUUGGAGAACCAUUCAAGAAACCAACCCUCAGUGACACUGGUGCAGAUUACAGACCGAUUGUAAGGAAGAAAUUGUUUACUUCUAAUCAGCAGGCGUCAGAAGCUUUAACAUUGUUAAGUCUCCGUCUUUAUGAGCUGAUCAUAUCGAGCAUUAUUCAGAACGGGGUUCAACCGGAAUAUGUGGCCGCUUCUCUUUUCAGGUAUGCAGAGGCAUGGGCUACAGUUAACAUCACAGGGGAAGCAGUUGUGGAUUCUAAAGAUGUCAUUGAAACAGUAGAGAAGCUUUUGCCUGAUGACAAGAUAGUACUCCCUUGCAAAUUGUUGUUUGAGAUGCUGCGGACCGCAAUUUUCUUCCAUGCUAGUCCUAGCUGUAGAUAUGGAUUUGAGAUGAGGAUAGGAAAACAGCUAAAUGAAGCUUUGGUCGAAGAUCUCUCGACUCCUUCUCAAGGUUAUGCAGCUGAAGUGCAAUUUGAUAUAGAUUGUGUCAAAAGGAUACUGCAGAAUUUCUAUGCCAACUAUACUUCUUCAGAAAGUUCGGGGCUGAUCAAAGUUGCUGAGCUCAUAGAAGAUUACUUGGCCAAGCUAGCUGAUGAUGAAAAUCUCACCAAGGAUUCUUUUAUAUCCCUCUGUGCCAUAUCUGUUGCAACAACAAUAGAAACAAAACGAUACUCGGAUGGAGUAUACCGAGCUAUCGAUAUUUACUUGGACAGACAUAAUUACCUGACUGAAUCAGAGAAAGAAGAAGUUUGUCAAGGGCUAGAUUGCUCCAGGAUGUCGGAAGAAGCCCGCAUUCACGCUUCGCAGAACUCGCGGUUGCCAUUAAGGGUGGUGGUGCAGGCAUUGUUUGUUGGUCAGCUGCACCUAAGAGACGUUAUCACCACAAGGGUUGACAAUUCAGAUAAUGGGUCUAGAAAAGAAGUGAUGGUUAUUGGAAGCGAGGAAAGUGAUGAAGCAAGGAUAGAAAUGGAUAACGGAGUGAUUGAGUUGGAGAACGAAUGUGACAGAAUGAAGAGACAGAUAGAGGAAGGUGUGGUGAAGGAGAAGAAAAAUAGCAGGUGGAAGGCAUUGAAGAGGAAGUUUGGGUGCAUGAAUGGUAGUCAUGCCUGUACCAAUUGCCAAGUACAUUUGCGAACCAAUUUGUUCCGGGAAUUGCAGAUGUUGCAUGAACUGGGAGCUGUAAGUGCUCGGAAAGUUGCACAAAUUCAGGCAGACACUGUAAACAGGAUCUUAACUUCAUAG
Messenger RNA from Papaver somniferum (opium poppy), 1746 nucleotides. Its product is annotated as BTB/POZ domain-containing protein At5g17580-like. Lineage: Eukaryota; Viridiplantae; Streptophyta; Magnoliopsida; Ranunculales; Papaveraceae. The transcript has 4 exons. Bases 1 to 1746 code for a protein of 581 amino acids. The record is from RefSeq and is a predicted model, not a curated record.